GACCUUCUCACACUCUCGUACCGCACACCCCACACACCCACACAUCGCCCAUCAUGGUCCUCGCAUUCUCAGGUCUCUCCCUGGCCAAGUACGUCACUUCCUCACCCGCACUCAUGAGGUUCCUCAAGCCAGUCGCAGACGCCUACGCAAGGGCAGCCGGUUACAGGAAGAUGGGACUCAGGUACGAUGACCUGCUCAUCGAGGAGAACGACACUGCUCAGAAGGCAAUCUCUCGUCUGUCUGAGAGGGAGACAUACGACAGGGCAUUCCGCCUGCGUCAGGCAACUCAGCUGUCUGUCCUCCACCGACAGCUGCCAAAGGAGCAGUGGGUCACCCCUCAAGAGGACCGUCGCUACCUCAACCCCCUGAUCGAGGAGCUGAGGACAGAGGAGCAGGAGCGUGCAGCUUGGGACACCGUCAAGGUCAAGAAGGACAAGCACUAAGCGCCUGAUUUCAGGUGAAGAUGCUUCGAGAGCUGGCUCUGCUCGUCUAGGGCGGUCCUGUUGGAAGUCCACAGCACUCGAGACGAUUUUGAGUGUGGCCAGAGGGUCACAAAGGAGGCUAGAGACGUUGUAGCAAUUGCAUUUGCAACAGCAGACCUAGGCGCGUGUCAGUCCAGUGGCAACGCAGACUUUCAGGGAAAUUUCUUCUUAUCUCUUCGUUUCCUUAUGAAUUGAUCUCCAUUCCG
Messenger RNA from Microstroma glucosiphilum, 688 nucleotides. Its product is annotated as putative ubiquinol--cytochrome-c reductase. The transcript is spliced from 3 exons. Gene Ontology annotation, biological process: mitochondrial electron transport, ubiquinol to cytochrome c. NCBI's taxonomy places the organism in Eukaryota, Fungi, Basidiomycota, Exobasidiomycetes, Microstromatales, Microstromataceae. Bases 54 to 443 code for a protein of 129 amino acids. The record is from RefSeq and is a predicted model, not a curated record.